UCUGAUUAGCGAGAGCGAACUCUGCCAGACGAAAGCUCCCUUGUGAUUCGCCGCCAGUCCCCACAGCCUCAGAGGCCUGGAAAAAGGAGGACUGCGAGAUGACCAGCACGGUGCUGGGCGUGGGGAACGGCGUGUUCAUCAUGGCCAUGAUGUGGGUGUCGGCCUUGGUGCUGUUCAUGCUGCUGUCCAGAUCCACGGGGGUAGCCAGGUUUGCCGGCUACGUCAUCCUUAUCGGGUCCCUGGUCGUCACCUUGAUCAUGGUGCUGCUGCCCCGUGAUGAUGAGCUCCCAGAAGUGGAGGAAGAAGCACAGAUAGUGGACGCGUUGUUCAUCUGCCGCUACAUCCUGCUGGCUCUCCUUAUGUCCAUCUUCCUCGGAAGCGUGUUCCUGCUUCUCGUCCAGCAUGUCCUGGAGCCCGUCUACAGCAAAUCCCUGCGCUCCCACUGAGCACGCAGCCCCCACGCUCUGCCCCCUGCCGCGUCCCCGGCGGCCAGCGCGCCAGCCCGGUGGCCUGCAGCCCCCAAGACGUGCCAGCAUCUUUCCAUCACAGAUCCCAGCCUCAGGACCUGGUUCCAGAAAUGCGCUGGGGGAAAAAAAAAAUUUUGCCCAGCACCACGCAGCGACUGGAAGGUGGAGGUCCUGUCCGGUGGUGACUGUCCUGGUCCCGGCCCGCAGGUCAGGGCCGCCCGGGAGGGAAGGACGCGGAGUCCAGGAGGCCUUUGUGACGGGUGGCAGGCGAGGCGUGAAUGUGGCAAAGGUGGGGUGCUGCUGAAACCGGGUCCUGAUCACAGAUACCAUUUGGCCAGACCCUCCCGGCCCCCUUGACAGACGAGUGUGUUCUCCCACUAGAUGGCGCUGCUCGUUGCAUCUCAGCGUCCCAUGUCCGUUUGUAACAGUGGAAGUAAACAUCAGUGUCAUGUGUUUCA
This is a messenger RNA of Sorex araneus (European shrew), 925 nucleotides long. It is a transcript of the gene TMEM218, whose product is annotated as transmembrane protein 218. The coding region runs from base 99 to 446 and encodes 115 amino acids. The transcript has 4 exons. The record is from RefSeq and is a predicted model, not a curated record. Lineage: Eukaryota; Metazoa; Chordata; Mammalia; Eulipotyphla; Soricidae.